AUGGCAAGACUCACGGAUGAUGCCGACUACGAUUCCGGCGGAACGUCUGAGAAUGUUUUAUUAAAUGACUCAUUUCUGGCCUAUUCCGAACAUCUGAUCCCUAUCAGUUCCCUACGCGGAAUUACUGUAAUUGGUGACAGCAACAUCCAGGAGGUUCUCUUUGGAGAGCUCGCUGCGGUUGAAAAACAAUUGAAGCAAGGAAAUUCAUACCCAGCUAUGAAUAAAGAUACCAUCGUGGAAAAUUGUGCCAAACCAGACCUAAAUUUGUCCUCUCCUGAAUCUCAUGAAGCAAAAUAUCCUACAUACCUUAAUGUUUUACAGUGUAGCCUUUCAUGCGAAGGCGACCUGGUUAUUACGCCUCAGGCCGUUACCAAUAAAUGUAAUUUUGGCCACAUAGCUAGGCAAGAAGUCUCCUUAGACUCCGAUGAUCUGGGUUCAUCCCUGAAAUGUGCCUCACUCUGUCUUGUAUCUUUAGCUUGCCUUGAAACGUCUCUGGAAGAACUUGAGAGUAUUCCAGAUUUUUCUUUAUAUAACGAAGCUGCUCAAGUGAAACUAGAACGGUUUGAUGAAACUAAGAUUCCUGAAUGGACUGAUUUAUCUUCAAGUCUCCAAGGCUCUGCAAAAGAAUGCUCAAUUCCAGAAAAUGAUCAUGGAUUCCAGUCUCAGUAUUUUAUUAAUUCUACAAUAGAACAACUGCCCACUCUUCCCACGACUCCUUACCAGCUUGUUUUUCAUGCUGAGGAAUUUGCUGAGGAUUCAUCUGAAGCCUUAAAUGGUAACCAAGCUCUCACUUUUAAAGAGUGCCCCGAAAUUGAAUAUUCUCCCGGCUCAACUCAGCUUUUUGCCCGGGAUCUCAAUUUGGCCAUUGAAUGCAACAAAAUUUUGGGCCCAAAUAUAGACCAAAUUGAUGGUUCAGCCGGUUAUAUUCAGAAUGAGAGUGGGUACCUUACAUUCAGGAAAGACCUUGGUAAUGAACUAAACACAAUGGUGAAAAAUUCGACUGCACAAGCCAGUAGGAAAACAAGCUCAUUUAUUCAAGAUGACGUAAUGAUACACUCAAUUUUAGAGAAGGAAAAUAUAACCUAUAUUCAAAAUGAUGCGUGCAAAGCUAGUGAAUAUUCCAGUCAAAAUAUAUCCGGCUACAAAGUGAAACAAAGCAAGCAUGACUUUGAGAAGCCUUGCCAAAAUACGAACACGGAAUUAUCAAGUCUUGCCAAUCCGAAUCCGAAUCCGAAUAUUAAUAAAGAUGUAUUAAUAAGUGGAAAAGAAACAAGUGUUAUCAUUUCUGAGCGAGUUUCUGACGUGGCUUCAGAAAAGGAGCCUGUACUUAUCAAUCUUAACCUUCCCAGCCCUUGUAGUUCUGAGCAAAGAUUAAUUGGCUACUUAAAGUGUGUGCAGUCGACCACUGGCCUUGUAGAAAAUUUAGUCACUACUUCCAGACAGAGCCUCUUCAUGGAACACGAGCCCAGUCCUGUUAAUGUUUGCAGUGAUAACGAAGCAAUUAAUGAGGUUUUUGAUGGAGAAAGCACAUCUGGAGAUAAUCCCACUUGGAAAAAAGAACUUGGCGCUUCAAGUAAGAUCAAAGCUAUCUCAACUAGAAGUCUUGUAAUGCAUGAGCGAGAGAUUGCUUUGACAUCGAAAUCGGCUGAGAGGAGAGGCCAAGAUGCCCUGGCUCAAUCGAUUGAAGUAGACGGCAAGAAGCUCAUUUUAUCCACAUUUACAAAUGAAGAUCCUUCAUCCUCUACUCGAUCUUCCCUAUCCAUAUCAAACCGUCAUAUCAACAAAUAUAAGAUUUCAAGAAAAAAUAAGGGUGGAUACUUUUAUACUAACAAGCCAGAUUUACCUAUUCCUGUAGCAAUGACUUUACCUACACUACCUGAUAAAGCUAUUGAAAAGCGAAGUGUAACUAAAAAUUUGGAGAACAAUAAAGCAUGGAUCUUAAGAAAGAUAGCUGUCGCCAAGAAGUUUUUCACCUGA
Messenger RNA from Protopolystoma xenopodis, 1977 nucleotides. NCBI's taxonomy places the organism in Eukaryota, Metazoa, Platyhelminthes, Monogenea, Polystomatidea, Polystomatidae. The record is from the annotation of a GenBank genome assembly.